Anolis sagrei ordinatus is the source of this 4759-nucleotide messenger RNA. RefSeq names its product C9orf72-SMCR8 complex subunit (gene C9orf72). Gene Ontology annotation, molecular function: guanyl-nucleotide exchange factor activity. Gene Ontology annotation, biological process: autophagy; endocytosis. Lineage: Eukaryota; Metazoa; Chordata; Lepidosauria; Squamata; Anolidae. Gene Ontology annotation, cellular component: endosome; autophagosome. The record is from RefSeq and is a predicted model, not a curated record.
AGUCUCCUCCCCCCACCGCCCUUCUCCCUUCACAGAAGAACGAAUGAGCAAACUUCGAUGGAGGACAGCAGGCGGAGGGAUGCGCAGGCGCAGUGAGAGAUUACCUGUGUGUUUAUGCAAAUGAGCUUUCAAGGGAGAAGGGGCGUGCCGUAAUGUGCCCUCUCCAGGGAGUCUCUGCGGCUGCGCAGACAGGUUUUCGAUUCCGGUGAUGUGACAGCGGAGGCCACCAUGUCGGCAUUAUGUCCUCCUCCUUCCCCUGCGGUGGCCAAGACAGAGAUUGCGUUGAGCGGAGAGUCGCCACUGCUGGCUGCUACCUUUGCGUAUUGGGAUAAUAUUCUUGGCCCCAGGGUCAGACACAUCUGGGCUCCCAAGGCCGAGCAGCAGCUUCUCAGCGAUGGAGAAAUAAUAUUUCUUGCAAACCAUACUCUGAAUGGAGAAAUACUUCGUAAUGCAGAAAGUGGCGCAAUAGAUGUGAAGUUUUUUGUUCUGGCUGAGAAAGGAGUCAUCAUUGUGUCCUUAAUUUUCGAUGGGAACUGGAACGGGGACAGAAGCACUUACGGACUUUCGAUAAUACUUCCACAAAGUGAGCUUAGUUUCUACCUUCCCCUUCACAGAGUAUGUGUUGACAGAUUGACACACAUUAUAAGGAAAGGAAGGAUUUGGAUGCAUAAGGAAAGACAAGAACAUUUUCAGAAGGCUGUUAUGGAAGGUACGGAGAGAAUGGAAGAUCAGGGCCAGAGCAUCAUCCCAAUGCUGACAGGGGAAGUUAUUCCAGUAAUGGAACUCCUUUCAUCUAUGAAAUCACACAGCGUUCCAGAAGAAAUAGAUAUACGUGAUACAGUUCUAAGUGAUGACGACAUUGGAGAUAGCUGUCAUGAAGGCUUCCUCCUUAAAGCCAUCAGUUCCCACUUGCAGACGUGUGGUUGCUCAGUCGUUGUAGGUAGCAGUGCAGAAAAAGUGAAUAAGAUAGUGCGGACACUGUGCCUCUUUCUCACUUCAGCUGAGCGGAAAUGUUCUAGGCUCUGCCGAAAUGAAACCUCUUUCAAGUACGAGUCAGGUCUUUUUGUGCAAGGAUUGCUCAAGGAUGUUACCGGAAGCUUUGUGUUGCCUUUCCGCCAAGUAAUGUAUGCUCCGUAUCCUACGACGCACAUAGAUGUAGAUGUCAACACAGUAAAACAGAUGCCUCCAUGCCAUGAACAUAUCUAUAAUCAGCGGCGGUACAUGAGAUCCGAGCUUACGGCAUUUUGGAGAGCCACUUCAGACGAGGACGUGGUUCAGGAUACUGUUAUUCAUACAGAUGAAAGCUUCACUCCUGACUUGAAUGUUUUUCAAGAUGUCCUCCAUCAAGACACUCUAGUAAAAGCCUUCCUUGAUCAGGUCUUUCAUUUGAAACCUGGAUUGUCUCUGAGAAGUGUGUUCCUUGCACAGUUCCUCUUAGUCCUUCAUAGAAAAGCCUUAACUCUCAUCAAAUACAUAGAAGAUGACACGCAGAAAGGUAAAAAGCCCUUCAAAUCUCUUCGUAGCUUGAAGAUAGACCUGGACUUAACAGCAGAGGGCGAUCUCAACAUAGUCAUGGCUUUGGCGGAGAAGAUCAAGCCUGGUUUACAUUCGUUUCUCUUUGGCCGACCUUUCUACACUAGCGUGCAGGAACACGACGUCCUGAUGGCGUUUUAAUGAUGUUUUCGGUUGUAAGUUUCUAGAGGCUCUACAGGACUUUUUGAAAACAUCUGUCAAGGGAAUGUGGUAUUUCUCUUUGCAAGCCUGUGCAAUUGCUCAGUGCCAUUGAAUGUCAAGUCACACUACAGUUGGUGGAACAAAAGGACAGAUUGUGCUUUGGAGACAAGUCAUGUCAACUUAGGCACGCGUCCGAGGUUCCCUUUUGUUUAUAGACAGAGUAAAUAUUAUUGUGGCUGGAAUAAGUACUUACUUUAUGGGACCUUCUAACCCACCAUAUAAAGAGGACAGGGCUUAAUGGUUGUCAAGAGUAACACUGCAUUUACCACUUUUUAUUCCUGUGUGUGUGGCAUAGAACAAAUUAUUCAAUGCCCCUUUCAUAUCUUGGGGGGGGGGGGUUAUUGACAGAAAAACAAACAUGCUUGAAGAGAGUGUCUUCCAGCAUGCAUGUUAGUGUAAACAAUGUAAUACCCCUUUUCUUCUUCACGGAUCCUUCAAAAGCAACUGGAAACAUUGCAAUGCUAUCUAACCAUUUAAAAAGAGACAGGAAACCAAAUCAGAAGGCUGCAUGUUCCUUUUUAUUUUCAUCAUCACUGUUCUUUGUGCCAAGUCAUGUUACUGGACCAUUAUGCAUGUUGCACUGGUUAAUAACUAACAUGGUUGCAAAUCCUUAUGGCACAGGAAAACCAGGUUUCAUACUGAACACAGUCGUUGCUAAGCUUCAGCCGUGGAGCUGCUAAAUAAAGCCAAAUACAUUUAAAUCCCACUUGUUUAUGAAAUUGCCAAAUGCAGCUGGUAGCACAAUUUGAAGGAAGGAUAGAAGUACCAGAAUUCUGUUUCUUUGGCGCAUUAGUCUGCAGCAGCAUUAUGUUUGCCUCUUUCUUGCCUUUUGUUUGUAUUUGGGUGUGUGUGUGUACAUACACAUACACCACAAAUAUAUAUAUACACAAACAUACAUACAAUAGAGUCUCGCUUAUCCAACCUUUUGUGUUAUCUGACACUCUUAUCCAAUGCCUCCCGCCCCCCUUUUCCUCCAUCAUUUCUCCUUUAGAGGCUAUGUUUUUAGUUUCCUUCUUUCGUCCUCAUUUUGGCCGGUACCACUGUCUGGACUCCGAAGGAGGAGCCAGAGCAUAAUGGUUCUGCCUCUCCUCCCCCCAUGCACAGCAAUGGUUCAAUCUAAGUAGGAAGGAGAAGUUUUGGCUACAUGGGAGUUUGUAGGAAAUAUGGGAAGAGAAAAUAAGAGAAAAGAAUGAAGAUGGGCAGUUGUCAUGAGGAUUUGUGGAAUUUUACUAUCUACCUUUUCAUUACAAUUCCUUAUUUGAUGCUCUUUUUUCCCAUUAGAGUGAGUCCUCUCCUUGUAUCUGGAAAACCAAACAGAAGGAGAACUCACUCACUAAUGAUCUCCGCCAGGACAGAGAUAUGGAAACUUCCAUAUUAUCCGACAUUUUCAUUUAUCUGACAUCCUGUUUAUGUCGGAUAAGCGAGAUUCUACUCUGUGUGUAUAUAUAUAAUUUGACCAUUUCCUACUGCCUUGGAUCUUGCUUAACAAAUAAUGUUUUGAUGAAUUGGUUAAAAUCUCCAGGUUUCGCGGAUAAAAAAUGCAAACAUCUGCCAUUUUACUGCAUGUACUUGAUGUUUCAGCACAUGGUGCCAUUUUAUUUUUCUUAAUUUGUGGUGUGUUUUGUUUUGGGUUUUUGCCAUAUGUUUUUUUAAGUGCAAUAUUUUUGUAUUCCUCUGUGAUUUGGGGGAAGCUCUCUUUAAACAAAAUCGCUAAACUUGUCAGAUUACAGCUUUUCUUUAGUCUAUUCCUGAGCCAUUCAGUUUCAUGAAAUCUUACUUUUUAUUUGUUGUGAUCCAGUGGCUGUGACUCAAGAUGGUGGCAGUGAAUUCUGUGGAAAGAUUUCCCCCUUGUAACUGUUGCAUCUUGAGAAUUGGUGUGUGCCAAACUUUCCCCAUUAGUAAGAUGGAGUAAGACAGCCAAGUCUUUGCUCUUAUGGAGUUCGCAAUCGCACACGUCUUUUCAUUGCGGCCUAUAAUUCUUAAUUUAUUAAGAUGUGCUUAUGUCAAAAUACGAAAUAUUAUUGCAGAGGAAGGCAACACUGCAGUCAGACUUUCCUCUUACUGGAAAAUAAUAAAAAUGGGACAAACUAAAACAAGAAAGAAAGAAAGAACUCCCUGCCCUACAUUUUUGUGUGGAGUUCUGCCUAGGGCAAGAAAAAAUAUUUGGGAUUAAAAUUGCUUCCCAACGUUAACAGUAAUGAGCAUCUCCGGUCUCUACUGGACUGCAAAAGACAAUAAGUCAUCAAAAAGCUCAAAGUUUUAAGCUCUAUGUAGUCUUUUGCAUUUAUUUUGCAAGGUAUUCAGUACAGGGUAUCUCUAUGGGUUACUGAAGACAUAAAUACUGCAAUACAAUGCCUGAGAUGAUUACAUGAUUUUCUUAAAUACUUUUUCUGGUUUGGUGAUCUCUGUUAUUAGUUUAAUGGUACCUUACAUACUGCACAACUAUUAUUCUAAUUGUAAUUAGCUGGACGUACUGCUCUUUCUUUGUUUACACAUUUACUUAGACACUACAGGUUUAAUCUUGUGUUUGGAGUGAAGUUUGAAAGAAAAAUAAUAUAUGAACCCUGUAUUCAGAGUCCCUGAAUAUAUAUUUCAUACUUUCCAGUCUUUUCAUGGAAAGGUGCUUGAAAAAUAAGUGGGAGAAUUAUUAAUAGCACACUCAAGUAAUAAGACAAAUGCCAUUUAUUUGCCAUUGCCUUGAAAUUUCCCAAUAGGAGGUCAAGGGUUGGUCUCCCUUUUUAAUUUUGCUUCUUAAAGUGGUUUACAUUAGCUUUAGCCUCUUAUGAGUUGAGUGCAAGAGAUGUUGCUACACUGAGACCGCAUUAUUGAAUCACAUGCCUAAUUGUGGGUUGUUCAAUUUUGAUAAAUACCACUGGAAUUACUAAACUGAAAGCUCUGUAGCUUGAAACACAUCGUACUGUCAGCGUUUUCCAAUGUGAAAUGUCUCAAUGGUGAAAACGUGCUCCAAAUCUGAAUGCACUUGUGCCAUGUAUGCAGAGCAUAAUAAAAGAUUAAUACCUCCUUA